Messenger RNA from Entelurus aequoreus (snake pipefish), 3515 nucleotides. RefSeq names its product rasGAP-activating-like protein 1. The coding region runs from base 603 to 3101 and encodes 832 amino acids. Gene Ontology annotation, molecular function: GTPase activator activity. Gene Ontology annotation, biological process: negative regulation of Ras protein signal transduction; cellular response to calcium ion; intracellular signal transduction. Lineage: Eukaryota; Metazoa; Chordata; Actinopteri; Syngnathiformes; Syngnathidae. The record is from RefSeq and is a predicted model, not a curated record. The transcript is spliced from 21 exons.
GGCGCGCAAAGCAUCUUGGGAUAUGGAUGGCCACGAACGAUAGUCGCGGAGGAGGGCGCAUUCGGAGGAGCCUUCGAAUUCGAAUGAAUUGAGACGGCCUUAGCGCGGCGUUGUGACGUAAGCAGGCCUUCAAAUUCGUCCUUCGAAGGAUGCAGACCCCGAAAUGGUACACAGCUCGGGUUUCUAAACUCUCGACCCGGGCUCAAUCAAAAAGGACCACAUCGUGCCGCUUUAGCUGCCCUUGUAGAUGCCUGCCUGUGAAGUCAAUACGAGCAUGCAGUGGCUGUCUAAAUUCACUAGGUGGCACAAGAAUACAUUUUACACACCAUAGGUGUAAAUUUGGAGAAAAAACAAAUAGUACCGCAACGGCAUUUGAAGCACGGGCGGUAAUAUGUCUUUAUUUAUCUGGUGGCAGUAAAGGUAAAGAACAAAAAAAUAACAAAAAACAAAAACGGGCAGUUUUAAGACCCCACUCCCGCGCUGCGACCCCCACAGGCUGCCUCACCGGCAGGGCGUGCGUGUGUGCGUGCGUGUGACAAGCUAUCAAGGUGCAGUGAGAUGAAGACCAGUCAGAAGAUAACAUUUUGAUAAGGACAACGCGCAUGGGAGACUUGGAUUCUUAUCUUUGGCAAAAAAUGGCCAAAAACACAUCCUUAUAUUUUCGCAUUGUCGAGGGCAGGAACCUCCCAGCCAAAGACGUGUCUGGAACCAGUGAUCCAUACUGCAUCAUAAAAGUUGACAAUGAAGUCGUGGCCAGGACUGCUACUGUGUGGAAAAAUCUUAAUCCUUUCUGGGGUGAAGAGUACACGCUGCAUCUCCCAAUGGGUUUCCAUUCUCUCUCCUUCCAUGUCAUGGACGAGGAUACUAUCGGCCAUGAUGAUGUUAUUGGAAAGAUUUCGCUGACCAAAGAAGCCAUUGGAUCUCAAGCUAAAGGGCUGGACAGUUGGAUAAACCUGACAAGGGUUGAUCCUGAUGAAGAAGUGCAGGGGGAGAUUCACCUGAGUCUUCAUCUGUUGAAGCACACAGAGAAGAUUGUCCUGCGAUGUGAUGUCAUUGAAGCCAGAGACCUGGCUCCCAGGGAUAUUUCUGGAACUUCAGAUCCAUUCGCAAGAGUUAUUUACAACAACUACAGUGCAGAGACCUCGAUUAUCAAGAAGACUCGUUUCCCGCAUUGGGGAGAGACCCUGGAGCUGGACUUGGAUCCUCGGGAGCUCAGUGAGGAAGGUACUGUCGUUGUGGAGGUGUGGGACUGGGACAUGGUGGGCAAAAAUGACUUCCUGGGAAAGGUGGAAAUCCCUUUUGCUUGUUUGCAUAAGACCCCUCUAUUAGACAGCUGGUUUCGUUUGCUACCCUUGGGAAACAAUGAGGUGGAUGCAGGUGGCAAGUUGGGAGCACUGCGUCUGAAGGUGCGUUUGGUCGAGGAUCAAAUUUUGCCAUCGCUGUACUAUCAGCCCCUCAUUGACCUUUUGGUUGAGUCGGUCAUCUCCCCCGCUGAGGUGGAGGACAGCAGCGCACUGACCUUGCUAGAGGAGGUGACCACCGUUGAGAGCAGACAAGACGUGGCCAUGACUUUGGUGAAGAUCUAUUUGGGUCAAGGCCUGGUGGUUCCCUUUUUGGAUUAUCUAAACACCCGGGAGGUCAACAUCACAACUGAUCCAAAUACUCUAUUCCGCUCCAACUCACUUGCUUCCAAAGCCAUGGAACAAUUUAUGAAGGCUGUUGGCAUGCUGUAUUUACAUGAAGUACUGAAGCCCAUCAUCAACCGCAUCUUUGAUGAGAAGAAGUACAUUGAACUGGACCCAUGUAAGAUUGACCUGAACCACACAAGGAGGAUUUCCUUUAAGGGUGCCGUGUCAGAGGCAGAAGUGCGGGACAGCAGCGUGGAGAUGCUGCAAAGCUACUUAAGCAGGAUCGUUGAAUCAAUCGUGGGCUCGGUUGAGCAAUGUCCUCCUGUCAUGAGAGUGGCCUUCAAACAGCUGCACAAGCGUGUUGAGGAGCAGUUUGCUGAGCCUGAAAACGAGGAUGUGAAAUAUCUCGCCAUCAGUGGAUUUUUUUUCCUGCGUUUUUUCGCUCCUGCAAUCCUCACACCUAAACUGUUCCAGCUGAGAGACCAGCACGCUGAUACGCGUACAAGCAGGACACUGUUACUGCUGGCCAAGGCUUUACAAAGUGUGGGGAACCUCGGCCUUCAGUUGGGUCAUGGAAAGGAGCAAUGGAUGGCGCCUCUCCAUCCCAUCAUACUUCGCAGUGUGGCCUCUGUGAAGGACUUCCUGGACAAAUUGAUUGACAUCGAUCAUGACAUUGGGUCUGAGAUGCCACAGAGGGCUGUGUUCCUGCCCUCAGUCAUCGUCAAAGAAGGUUACCUCCAGAAACACAAAGCAGAAGGAGCUCAACUUCUCUCUCGCUUUGCCUUCAAGAAACGCUACUUCUGGUUGACUAGUGAGACCCUCUCUUACGCCAAGGCGCCUGAUUGGCAGGCGCGCUCCUCAUUGCUCAUUCACUGUGUGUGCGCGGUGGAGAGGGUGGACGAAAACGCCUUUCAGCAGCAGAAUGUAAUGCAGGUCGUCACCCAGGACGACGACGGGCAGCUGCACACCAUGUACAUCCAGUGCAAGAAUGUUAAUGAGCUGAACCAAUGGCUGUCGGCCAUCAGGAAAGUGAGCAUCUACAACGAGCACAUGCUGCCCUCCUUCCAUCCAGGGACAUACCGCGGGGGGAAGUGGACGUGCUGUCUGCAGACGGACCGUACCGUGGCAGGCUGCAGUAGAACCCACUCAGCGGUGACUUUGGGGGACUGGAGUGACCCCCUUGAUCCCGACGUAGAGACUCAGACCAUCUUCAAGCAGCUUCUCCAGGGCAGAGACAAACUCAGGAAAAAGCAUCUUCCAGAAGCAGAUGCUGAUCAGACGGGCGGCAAUAAGGACAAGAUCCACUCCGGCAUGGACACAGACGGUGCAGAAUGUAAGCCAGUGACGUCUGGUCAGGGCCUGGCUUCUCGCCUCUUAGCGGUGAUUGAGGACCUUGAAGAGGCUCACUCAGCCUUCCAGCACAGAGUGGAAAAGGAGGACUCCUCCACCACCAGUGUGAUUGUCAACACCUAAGACGGACUGGGAUUCCCAUAAAUCCUCCUCAGACAACAGCCAGUGUCGCCCUGGGGACGGCCAUGGAGGUAAAGCGCAUCACUUUGAGUGCUUUUGUAUUCUGUGAGUGCCAGCGACUUGGAGGAUGCUGCAGAGAAUUUAUGACACAUACAGUAAUUGUCAGGCCUGGCAUGGCCUUCAUCCUCUUUGACAUUUCGUACAGGACACACUUUUUAUGCAAACGCUUGUUGCAAUGUAACUUGUUACUUUAUGUCAUUGGUACAUUGGGGAAGGGAUUCAUAUGGCCCAAUUCCUGGGUGGUUUAAUCAUUUUGCAAUGCAGUCUGCUGAAAAUGAUGGAAAGCAACACUUUAUAUAGCAUAUAUAUAUACAUUUAUACACAAAUAUGAUGUAUAUAUAUAAAUAUAUAUACACA